Molecule: messenger RNA, 3131 nt
Organism: Setaria italica (foxtail millet)
Lineage: Eukaryota; Viridiplantae; Streptophyta; Magnoliopsida; Poales; Poaceae
Exons: 7
Coding region: 1-984 (327 amino acids)
Source: RefSeq, a predicted model, not a curated record
AUGGCAAGUCCCAGCCAUCGUCGGAGCGCCGUUGCGAGUCUGCAAGGCGAGGAAGAUGAGCAAGAGGGUGAUGUCUGCCAUUUGUUUUGUCCAAGCCCAAAUAAGUCCAAGACAGGCCAAAGAGGGACAGGUAUUGUCAUCAGCAGCGAAACAGAAGAAACAGAAGACCCUCAUCGUCAAGCGCAAAGCACCAACAACAAAGCGGUUUACAUUACCAGUAGCGCCGACGAGGUCAACAGGGAUGAGGCUCAUGUUGUCUCCAAGGCUCAGUUCUCCAUCUACUACACUAGCUUGCUUAAGUUCGCCUGGCUUGUGUUCGCAGCUCGCCAUUUGGAACACCAUGGAAUGAUCUUAGUGCUGUUCGAGACGCCCUCUGGCUUUGCAAUUUCCAGUAUGUUGGAGGAGGACCUCAAGGAACCAGACGCACUGCAGGUACUUGCUUUGAAUGUCCGGGCAAACUUCGGCAUGGAUUAUAGGGUAGAAGAGUUUGAACUGGGAUCCAAACGGGGCCUGAGAGAAUUUCGGGAAUUCAAGGACACGUCCCGUGUCAUUAAUCAUGAUACUGGUAUUAGUUGGGACCUUACUGAGAUGAUCAUGAGGUGGCGCCACCCUGAGCAGAAGAUGGCCGUUGGGAAGCCUGAGUAUAAAGGAAUCAUUGAGAGUAGCUUGGUCAGUGUAAAGCUCCCCCGUUUGCUUUUGCUUGUGGACAACUUUGGGCACCAAUUUUGCUGCCAUUUCUUUCAGGGUGUACCCUGCCUGUUUGAUGAAAUUUUAAAUGCGUCCGUCACAUUUUAUCGAAACUUGGCACAUUCAUGUGAUGGGCUGAAAGCAUAUGUGUUUUCUUUCUUUCAGAUGUUUACACAAGAUGAGGUGCUGACGUUUGUGAGGGAUGCGGAGAAAUAUGAAGCUCGGAUACAUAAGGGCAUUUGCCUGAAUGUCUACAAUGAGAUGGUGAAAGCCCGUAAAUAUAUCAGGAUGACAUGAGAGGAGGAACUCAGAUUCACCAAGAACAUCAUGUUUCUUUCCCUAACAUGAAGGCAGAACUGGUUUGGAAAUCCAAUGCUUGAUGGUGAGGCUGCCUGCCUGAAGCUGUCAAUCUGCCAUCCCACACUGGAGGGUCACAUCUGUGCUUCUAUUCUGAUCAUUAUCGACAAGGGAGAGUCACUUGUAAUUCACCACUGCUGUCAACUCCUGAUCUCUUUUGAUGUUUCUUUUUUGUUCCUAUCAAUCACUUGUGUCAUGGACUUGCGAGGAUGGAAGAUGAUGCCUCCAAAUUCAAGGGGUGAUUCGCUCGUUACCCUCUUUCCUUUGGCAUGUAAAGAAUCACAAAUCGGUUGCCUGUAAGGCCAGAACCAUGCAGGUCAAAGCCAGAGACCAACUGCAGGCUGCAGCUCAGCUCGCUCCCGGAUCAGGGCAGUGCAUGCAGAUGCGCACGGCAUGGAGGAGCAGCUUCGCCGGAGGCUGAGCGCCGGCGGCGCCACGAGUCUACAAACACGCCUCGGCUCGCGUCGGCGUGCGCUGGCCGUCUUCGCCGGUGGAGUGAGCAUCAAGCUCCUGCUUCACCUGAGGAGCCUGGCGAGGAAGACGACUGAUGAAACUUGAAAGAUCUGGACCGCGAAUGUCCCAUCCGACGGGCCUUGGGUACCCAGGGGGUGGACGGUAAAUGAAAUACCGUUCGCACCCGGGGCUGUCCCAACCAACGCCGCCAAUGCGGCACGCCGUGGCGCCACCGCCUCCUGCAUGGCUGCAUCCUCCUCCUUCGUCGCUGAAACCUCGUAACCAGAUUGCCGUGCUGAACCUGACGAGACCACGGAUUGGCUGGGCGAAGAAGAACGGAGCUCCCGCCCCGGACGGACCUAAACGCGCGCAGCUCCCCAGUCCAUGGCCACCAGCCUGCCGUGUCUUCUGGCGUUCAAAUCGUGGCGAGGCGGCGGCGGCGGCAGUGAACGCGACUCCCACUCGAGCGCACGCGGAGCGUCCCAUCGUUCCGCGGGGGGUGGCAGGCCUGUGGCUCCGUCCGUGGUGCGCCAUGAUCUUGGUCCCCCGGCGUCAGAGCGGAUUUGCUACCCUAUGGCGUAGCUACCCACCCCGACAUGCGGUGUUGAUGAGGCCACCGCAUGCGACGAGAUGCGCGCUAACGACCGACCUGACGAGGGGAUGUUGUUUGGUUAGCGGGCGAUUUACAGCGUGGCGCGGUAAAACCGUCCGUGAAGUCAAAAUGUUCACACUGUGCAUACUCAGAUGGGCCACCGGUUUCCUUCCUCGCAGAGAAACCCAUAGCUUGCGAGGAUCCACCCCUCAAGUAUCGUAGCCGCCGCCGCCCAUCCCCCGAACGAAACGAAGCCGGCGAGGUCCACUCUGGUGGCGCGCAGUUAGCCAUAGCCUCCGAUCUUGCAGAGCCCUCCUCCCGCCGCGAUGCCGGCGCCCUGCUGCCGAGGACCCCAACCUCAUGGGCACGUCGCGUUCCCGGGCCUGCCGCAGGCACCGCCUGUGGUGCCGCCUCCUGAGGCCACGAGCUCCAGCGGUGCGGGUGGGUGGCUCGGGGGGCUGUUCGGCAAGAAGGAGGAGGAGAAGAAGGCCGGCGCGGGUGGGGGCAAGUCGGAGAUCCUGGAGAGCUUUGACACGCCAAGCACCCCGAUACCGCCGUUCGAGUACAAGUGAGAAAAAAAAGGUAUGAUUUUUACUCGUUUAUAACUCUUCAGUCUGUGUUCGUUUCGGAUUUAGACAAAAAGCCGGCAGAUGUUCCAGCUAUCACCCCUAUGGAGACAUCUUCUGGUGGUGGGUGGUUAGGUGGAUUAUUCGCUAAAAGGAAGGUGGAAGACUCCCAAAUAGCAGCAGGAAUACUGAUACUUUAGAGAAUUACAAAGGAGCCAAGCAUGCCAGUAUCGUCGUUUGAGUAUAAGUAGCUGCAUGGAUGCACAUGGGAUUUUCCCAGCUGCCAUAGUUGAUUGCACUUUUAUUGAUGUUCCUCUGUUAGAGUGUGUAUCUGAACUUGUAUUGGAUCGUCCUUAUAACUUGUCUAGUACCAAAGUCAGGGUCAGUGUCAGGCAUUGAGAAUAUUUUGUAUGAUAUGGAUAAAUUUAUGUUUAUUUGCUGACGAUGUAAAGGAACACAAAUUCGGAUUUCACUUC